UCUUCAUGCCAAUCUUGAUAUCGUAAGUCCUUACUGUUAUUGUUCGACUGUUCAGGAAGGAAAACGAUCAUACAACGUUAAUUAAUUUGGCUACCUGUAUUAGACAUGUUGUUUGCCAGCAUCCGCCAUGUUUCCCUCAUAGCUGGAUAACCCCAUUUUCAUCUGUCUGCCUGAUCUCAUAAUCUCUCGUUAGAACUACCAUGGGGCUCGCGUAUUACUGUGGUGUGUACUGUGAAAAACGAGUGGAUUUGGUGAUGGUACGACAAUGAAGGCACGCAAUUAGCUCUAUAAUGGACAUUUACAGUAUUUAGAAAAUUGCAAUUUCAUUACUGAUCACCAUCCAUCAUCAUUACCAACCUCGAACACAACUGAGGAGUUAUCUUUUUCACAUUAAAUGAUCAUCAUCUAAUUCUAUAUCCACCAAAAAACGUUAACAUAUACCCCCGAUCAUAUAAGGAAAUAUUCUUUUGUACUAUAGUAGAGCAAACACUCUCGGAACCUAAAUCUGAACUUUAACGAUGGUUGAUAUACACGAAAAACAAGAUCUAGGCUUGGGACAAUAUCUUUAGACAAAUCCAUGAUAACGCCACCCACCUCUUUCAUAAUCUUCUCAGCCAAUCACAAAAGCGGAUGGUGUUGGUCUCCCAUGGCGACAGACUAUGUAAUCCCGAAGCUACAGAGCGAGAGUGCCCGCAGUUCAGCCCCGAGAUGCUAUUUCUCGCCGUGGCUUAGAGAAGAUAAAACAGAAACCUGUUAGCUUCUACAGCACUUGCUGUUCAGGUGAGCUCUCGGAGGACCCUGUACAGUUCAACAGUCCGCCAUUAGCACAUGCUUUCCCGGCUCCAGUACAUCUCAUCACAAGAGGAACCACUUCAACUCCAACGUUAGAUUCUCCAGAGCUGAAUAUUUGCAAGAAGAGGAGGGGAAGCUUGCAACAUGGUGAAUUGCAGCCUCUCAACACAAACAGUUCCGUAUCCGGGGUUCCUACCUACAUCUGGAGUGGACAACGAACUGCUGACUGACAGUGGCCUGUCUCUGAGUACUGUGUCAUGGGCUAACAUUACAGAGAUAACCGGCAGGAAGGAAGACACCCCAAAAUACGGCCUGCUGGUGGUACUGGUACUGAUCUCAUUAGCCACUGUAGUGGGGAAUGUGAUGGUGGUAGUGGCUUUGGUGCGGGAGAAAAUGCUGCGGACAGUAUAUAACUACUUCAUCCUGAAUCUCGCCUUGGCUGACCUGUGUGUGGGGCUGGUCGUCAUGCCACUUUUCGCCACUUACGUCACACUGGGCAAGUGGCCGUUCGGAUCCGCGAUGUGUGUCCUCUGGGUGCUGAUGGAUUUUGGUUGCUGUCAGGUCUCCAUCUUCACGCUCCUCCUCAUAGCAACGGAUAGAUACUGCAGCAUCCGGUGGCCCACAACGUACGUAGCCCGACGGACUGCUCAACGUACUAUCCCGGCCGUCGUCCUCACAUGGGUGGUGGCUGCUACAAUCUGGGCGCCAGGCGUCGCGAGCUCCUUAGUCAGUGACGCCGAGCAGUGCGUGCUGUUACCGUCAGCCAAUAUUGCCUUUACGGUGACUUCAGCAAUGCUGUCGUAUCACCUACCUGUGGUGUCUAUCAUCGCGCUUUACAGUCGGAUGACAGUCUUGCUGAUCCGGAAGAUGAAAACUAAGCAUGCAAAGCGUAAGAUAGUGCCCUUGGACAUGCAGAACAGUACAAGCAAGGUAAGUGGUCAAGCUGAGAACCUGCCGGGAACGUCCGAUCCCAGUCGCUCAAGGUCUCAUCGGAUAAAUCCUCAAGGUGUUCUGAGGAAAACUGUUUCAUUUUCAUUAGAACAGAAAUGUACGAAUGCUCCUGUUAUGGAAGAUUCGUCUGUAGGCGAUCCUGACAUCGAUAUGGACACUUCUUCCGUGUUGGACACGUAUUUGAAAGACCUGAAGCUUGUGGUAUCAGUGGUCUUUCUGAUUUGUUGGAUCCCAUUCAUCACCAUGUACCUUGUUACCGGCGCGUGUCCAGCAUGCAUCAGCAGCACGGCUUACAACGUGUCCUAUUGGAUGGCCUACAUAAACUCUGGUCUGAACCCCAUCGUGUACAGCCUCCUCAGUCCGGAGUUUAGAAAGGCAUUCAAGAAAGUCCUGCGUAUCGGCUCCAGGGCUACUAGUCAAGCUGGUCGCCAAUCAACCCUGCAAGCUGGAUAAACCGAGCAGUCUGGAACACAAAAUGGCGUACGGGUUCUGCACCGCGAGGAUAGAGCUGCAGCAGGAUUGUAUAUGCUAACAUGUAUAUUUUCGAUAGCAUUAUUUUAUCCAGAUUAGUAUUGAAAUGUUAAUUCAUCUUUCUCUCCAUACAAUUAAUCAAGUCUUGUGGAUUUUACAUUAUAGAUAUCGGUAUGGACACUGUUGGGCUAAUUGUUCAAAAUCGUUUUUUCCAGCAGCAUUGACCAUUUGUUCCCUGAUCGUGCAGUUGAACGUAACUCUAGCACUACCUUGUUUGUUGUAUGUCGGGUUUGAGCUUUCAUGUUCAUUAUUUACAUUUCUCAACGAUAAUUGAUACCUUAUUGUCUGACAAGAUGGAAUGACGCGACUAUUUGACUUAGUGCAAAAGUCUAGCCAUGUGUGUUUGCUGUUGCAUGGUCGACUAGACGUCUCCCCUUAAGUGCAGUUACAAUUGUUGUUUGAAUAAAGCUGUGAUGAAUCAGA
Branchiostoma floridae (Florida lancelet) is the source of this 2697-nucleotide messenger RNA. Its product is annotated as muscarinic acetylcholine receptor M3-like. The record is from RefSeq and is a predicted model, not a curated record. Gene Ontology annotation, cellular component: membrane. Gene Ontology annotation, biological process: adenylate cyclase-activating adrenergic receptor signaling pathway. Gene Ontology annotation, molecular function: neuropeptide Y receptor activity. The coding region runs from base 937 to 2196 and encodes 419 amino acids. NCBI's taxonomy places the organism in Eukaryota, Metazoa, Chordata, Leptocardii, Amphioxiformes, Branchiostomatidae. The transcript is spliced from 3 exons.